Zymoseptoria tritici IPO323 is the source of this 801-nucleotide messenger RNA. RefSeq lists its product as uncharacterized. The coding region runs from base 1 to 801 and encodes 266 amino acids. Lineage: Eukaryota; Fungi; Ascomycota; Dothideomycetes; Mycosphaerellales; Mycosphaerellaceae. The transcript has a single exon. The record is from RefSeq and is a predicted model, not a curated record.
AUGGCCAGUCUACGUCCAGUCUUCAUCAAUCAGGAGCCGUCAAGUAUGUCACCGGAAGAUCAAGGCUCACCGACGCAGCGAGAGCGCACUCUCACCUUCGAAAACAUGCCGGCAGAGGUGCGCAACAUCAUCUACGCAAUGGCUUUGACGUCACCGUCGGAAGAAAGCAACAGUAUCCUCACCGCAUAUCUCAACCUGUCGUUCAAUGAACGCCGCGAGCCUACACGGGAAGACAUCAAACGCGAUCAGCGCCCCCAAGCUGUACGCCCGCUGGCCUCGCAACUACUGCGAGUCUCCAGGUCGGUGAAUCAAGAAGCGACGCCCAUCCUCUACGGAACAAACCUAUUGAGUGUGGACGCCGAACAGCUCAAGAAGUUCUUCGACACCAUCGGCGCUUCCAUCAAGUACCUCCGCCACAUUGAAAUUGAGCUGAGAAACUACGGUUACCAGAGCGAGGUCAAAGCGGCUGUCAACUUACUGUCAGCGACUACGGCACUUCGAAGCCUCAAGAUCACCUACAUCCAUUACCCUGGCCCACGCAUAUUCGCCAAGAACAUGGCCCGCGACUUGAAGCCUUUCGUGCAGCAGUUGAUGGAAGCACGCGCGUCGAGAAGCGAUACCGAAGCUUUCGCAUCGAGGAAGGACACGGAGCCACUCAGCACGGACGAGUACUCAGACAUGGUGAGCUUCAGCAUGCCCAUGCUAGGAAAAGAACGCCACUUCAACACCGAGUACAAGGAGACCAUGAUGAAGUUGCUCGACCAGGACAAGCGUAAGGAGCACCGCAAGCUCAAGUUCUGA